AAGAGCUGCUUGUUGAUCUUGCAAAACCUGACCAGACUACAGACAUGAGUGAAGCUGGCCAACCUGAAGUUCAGACUCCACCUUCAGCAGAUUUAAAUAAAGCUUCUUCUAGCAUAGUUGCAAGCACUGAAAACAUUUCCAGUUCACCUACCUCAGAGAUGCCUGCAGUCUCACAGCCUGAUGCAAUACAAGAUUCCAGUGCUGAUAUCCCUGUAGUCAGCUCCAGUGAAACUGAGCAGUCAGAACCUGACUGUGAUAUUGGUGGAACACUUGAGGCUGAAUUGCAGAGUGAACCUUCCUCUUUUGUCAGUCCCCCAGAAAGCCUUGCAGGGCAGCAUAUAGAGAACAUAUCAUCCUCACAUGGCAAGGGAAAGAAGACAAAAUCAGAGUUUGAGUCAAAGGUUUCAGCACCUGAGAAGGGGACAGAUGAGCAAAAGUCUGCUCUGAAUGCCUCAGAGAACUUAAAAAGGGAGAAAGACUAUAAGAAAACAGGAGAAAUUGACCCUACAUCAGUGAUGACCCCAAAGGACCCUGGAGACAUUCCGACAUUUGAUGAAUGGAAGAAGAAAGUCAUGGAAGUGGAGAAAGAAAAGAGUCAGUCAAUGCACCCUUCUGCAGCUGGUGGGCAGCAUGCCACAAAAAAAGUCCAGAAGAACAGAAAUAACUACGCCUCCGUAGAGUGCGGUGCCAAGAUUUUGGCAGCGAAUCCGGAAGCCAAGAGCACUUCUGCUAUUUUGAUGGAAAACAUGGACCUUUACAUGCUAAAUCCUUGCAGUACUAAAAUCUGGUUUGUUAUCGAGCUCUGUGAACCAGUCCAAGUAAAGCAGUUCGACAUUGCAAACCAUGAAUUGUUCUCCUCCACUCCCAAAGACUUCCUGGUGUCUAUUAGUGACAGGUACCCAACGAACAAAUGGAUUAAAUUAGGUACUUUCCAUGCCAGAGAUGAGAGAAAUGUCCAAAGCUUUCCUCUGGAUGAACAGAUGUAUGCAAAAUAUGUUAAGGUGGAGCUGAUAUCGCACUUUGGAUCGGAACAUUUUUGUCCUUUAAGUCUUAUAAGGGUAUUUGGUACAAGCAUGGUUGAAGAGUACGAAGAGAUAGCGGAUUCCCAGUAUCAGUCUGAGCGACAAGAACUCUUUGAUGAAGACUAUGAUUAUCCACUGGAUUACAGUACAGGGGAAGAAAAAUCUUCCAAAAACCUCCUUGGUUCUGCUACAAAUGCUAUCCUGAGUAUGGUGAAUAUUGCUGCUAACAUGCUUGGAGCCAAAACUGAAGAGUCACCUGAAGCUGAAGCAGGGAACAAAAGCGUGUCUGAAAAUGUCACUGCCACCCCUGCAACUUCAACAGCUGCACCAAGGCUGCCUGAACCAACUCCUGUCCCUUCACCAGAACUUGUUACUAAAGAGAUCCUACAGAUAGAUAAAGAGCAACUAACUGUGGAUUCCACCAAAGAAAGUCCUAUUGUUCAGCUAGUACAAGAGUAUGAGGAAGACACGAGCCAGUCAACGAUAACCUUGCUGCCCAGUGAUGAUCAGGAAGAGGAGGCAUCCACAUGGUUUGAACUGGAAACAGAGAAGUACUGCUGUGACAUGGCAACAGUGUGUUGUGUUUCCACCUUUUCAGAGUACCUGUUGAAGUGGUGCUCGGUUGCAGCAGCUGUGUGCCGGCAGCAUGGUAAAGCUGGAGGUAAACAAGGGCAAGAUGACACUGCUGGUGUUCAGCAGCCACAGGCAGUUCUGACCGAGUCUGUACAUCCGUCAGCAGAUGAGCCUCUGCCUGAGCAAGCAGCCAGCCAAGCUGAGAGACCAUCUGGAACUCCUGUGGCAGUCGACUUCAGCAGCGCGGUCCAUGAGGAGGUCAGUAACGACACCAUAGAUUCAGUCGAGCUGGAACCCAGCCAUCCUCAGACCGUCUCUCAGUCCCUCCUCUUAGAAGUCACUUCUGAAGUGAAGCCAUUGCCAACAACAGACAUUGUGUUGGAGCCUGCAAAAGAAGAUGCAGGCCGGGCAGCAGCAAGGGUGACUCCCCCAGUGGAUGUAGCUGACAUCAGUGCAGAAACAGAGCAGGCUGAGAGCUCUGUUGCAGAAGAAAAGCCUCUGGCUUCUGAGACCAGUGUGGCCACUGAGGUAAAGGAGAUGAGCACAAAAGAGAUUGUGGCCACUCCAGUGAUUGCAAGUCCUGCAGACACUGCUCUUCAGCCUGAACAUACAGUGGGGACUCCAGCCAGUGAUGCUGGGGAAGGAAAGGAGAGUGCUCCAGACGUGCAAAAACCUGUUCAGCCUCCUGCGGAAUCUUCUGUGUCUGCCGAAACAAAGGAGGAGGAUCAGGCAACUGAGGAAGCUUUAAUGGCGAUUCAGGUCUCAGGGGGACCACAGAGAACAGCUACAGACUUCUAUGCUGAGCUGCAGAAUUCAACAGACCUGGGCUAUGCCAAUGGGAAUCUUGUUCAUGGGUCUAAUCAAAAGGAGUCUGUCUUCAUGCGCCUCAACAACCGCAUCAAAGCCCUGGAGGUGAACAUGUCUCUCAGCAGCCGCUACCUGGAAGAGCUUAGCCAGAGGUACCGCAAGCAAAUGGAGGAAAUGCAGAAGGCUUUCAAUAAAACAAUAAUAAAACUCCAGAACACCUCAAGAAUAGCAGAGGAGCAGGACCAGCGGCAGACGGAGGCCAUCCAGCUGCUGCAGGCACAGCUCACCAACGUCACGCAGCUGGUGCACAACCUGUCAGCAACUGUGGCAGACCUCAAACGAGAGGUGUCUGAUCGCCAGACGUACCUGGUGAUUGCCCUGCUGCUCUGCGUCACCCUGGGCCUGGUGCUGUGUGUGCAGCGCUGCAGGGGCCCUUCUCGCUUCUGUGAUGAUUACCUCUCCAGAAUUCCCAAAAGCAAUCACUACCCCAGCCCCAAAAGGUGUUUUUCCUCCUAUGAUGAUAUGAAUUUGAAAAGAAGAACUUCUCUUCCCCUGGUCAGAUCCCAGUCUUUCCAGCUAGCUGGUAAAGAAGUGGACCCAGAGGACCUGUACAUUGUGGAGCCCCUGAAGUUCUCCCCAGAGAAGAAGAAAAAGCGUUGCAAGUACAAAAGUGAAAAAAUAGAGACUCUGAAGCCAGCAGCAGAGCCUCUGCACCCCAUAGCCAACGGGGAGGUUAAAGGAAGGAAGCUGUUCACCAACCAGAGGGACUUCUCUAACAUUGGGGAGGUUUAUCACUCUUCCUACAAGGGCCCUCCGUCCGAAGGGAGCUCUGAAACCUCGUCACAGUCUGAGGAGUCCUAUUUCUGUGGCAUUUCAGCUUGCACAAGUCUGUGCAAUGGACAGGCCCAAAAGACAAAGACUGAGAAGAGGGCUGUGAAACGGAGACGGUCUAAAGUGUCCGAGCAAGGGAAGCUCAUCAAAACUCUGAUACAGACUAAGUCGGGGUCGAUGCCGAGCCUGCAUGACAUCAUGAAAGGAAACAAAGACAUCACAGUGGGCACACUUGGUGUCACCACAGUCUCUGGACAAAUCUAAACGUAGCUGAGCUUCUCAAACAGGAGAGCCUUUGUUCGUUUGAGAACAGCCUGUGGUAUUCGGUGGGCGGACAGUGGGAGACCAAGAGCUCAACUAAUUGGAAAGCAUUCAGAAAUUUGGUUUCUGCCUUUUUAAAUGGAUGGGAUUGUGUCAAUCUUGGCUAUAAGCUGCAGCAUUACAAGGCUGAUCAUUUCCUAUGAGAACAGCUCGGGGGGAGGGAGAGCAGGGGUCAUUUUAUAAAGGUUUUUUUUCACAGUUCCUAGGGCAGAGAUUUUUUGAAACCCAGUUUGUUGGGUGGAAUAGGGAUAAAAGCCUAAUCCUCUUCCUUCAGCUUUGUUCCUAUUUCUUGCACCUUCCCAUAUUUAUGUGCCUUUUGUCUAUUUAUAAUGCCACUGGAAGAGGGGAGAUAGAAUUGUUUGUCAUUGGAUUUCUUUUGUAAUUUCUCUAGCUUUUUUUGAAGAUGCAACACUACAGUGCUGUAAGGGAUGUGUUGGCCUCCAGCUGGACUCAGCAACGUGGGCUGGAUACUGUAAUCAUACUAACCGUUGGACCUGCCUUGACCAGG
Molecule: messenger RNA, 4062 nt
Organism: Dryobates pubescens (Downy woodpecker)
Lineage: Eukaryota; Metazoa; Chordata; Aves; Piciformes; Picidae
Gene: SUCO
Product: SUN domain containing ossification factor
Exons: 21
Coding region: 45-3497 (1150 amino acids)
Biological process (GO): protein folding in endoplasmic reticulum; regulation of bone remodeling
Cellular component (GO): membrane; cytoplasm
Source: RefSeq, a predicted model, not a curated record